Messenger RNA from Aplosporella prunicola CBS 121167, 903 nucleotides. RefSeq lists its product as uncharacterized. NCBI's taxonomy places the organism in Eukaryota, Fungi, Ascomycota, Dothideomycetes, Botryosphaeriales, Aplosporellaceae. Gene Ontology annotation, biological process: fungal-type cell wall biogenesis; (1->6)-beta-D-glucan biosynthetic process. The record is from RefSeq and is a predicted model, not a curated record. Bases 1 to 903 code for a protein of 300 amino acids. Gene Ontology annotation, cellular component: endoplasmic reticulum membrane. The transcript is spliced from 3 exons.
AUGGCGCUGCGAACCUUUGGCGCUCUGGCGCUGUCCGUUUCCGCGGCCUCGGCCUUCCAAGGCACCUCGCCUCUUUUCCUCAUGUCCACGUCCAACGGACUCAGCGACUUCAAUGCCGCCAGCGGGCAGCUGACCAGCUCGUCGCACGCAUCGCAGGCCGUGGAGAAGUUCCUCUCCAACUGCCCAUCGGACAGCUACGUCGUCGUGAACCAGCCCGGCGUAACUGCGGAGGACUUCUCGACGAACUGGGCAGCACCGAUCCUGGGACAAAGCCUGAAGGGCAGCCAGGACGACGCAAGGAUUGCGAGCAGCGGCAGCAUUCGGGAAGUGGUGGGCGGCAGCGACGCGGAGAGCAUCGUGGCCUACGUCGAGAAGCAGUGCAAGGCCACGCGGAUGCACGUCGACGCUAGCAGCGGCUACAUCUCGCUCGACGACGCCACGCCCCGCGUCAUCAAGCUGGACUUCACCGCCCCGCCGACGAGCCUCGACGAGCGCGCCUCGGCCCUCACCGAGAACGACGCCUUCCUCGCUGCCCUGAUGAAGAGCGUGAGGGAGGGCAGCUACAGCGUCGUCUACGCCACCACCCCACCGUCUGAGAAGCAGAUGCCCCCGCCCAAGCAGCAGCACCCCAUGAAGGGCUACGAGAUGGACGAGCAGUUCCCCGCGGGCUACAAAACGGAGAUGAAGCGCGAUCUGACGGCCAGCCGCGGUAACGCUACCGCUGACGUUGCCCUGUUCGAGAAGUACAUGUUCUUGUCGCCAGGCAUCUUCAUGGGCCUCAGCGUCACCAUCCUCCUCUUCCUCAUCCUCUACGUCGGCAUCAGCGCCGUCGCCGGCCUCGAGGUCUCCUACUUCGCCUUUACGAAGGAGAUGGGCCCCGCCGCGCAGAAGAAGCAGCAGUAG